Molecule: messenger RNA, 741 nt
Organism: Teleopsis dalmanni
Lineage: Eukaryota; Metazoa; Arthropoda; Insecta; Diptera; Diopsidae
Exons: 2
Coding region: 1-741 (246 amino acids)
Source: RefSeq, a predicted model, not a curated record
AUGAGUCUAAAGUGUGCUGUUAUAGUUUUAACAGUUGUUGCUGCUUUGAAUUUUAACUGCGAAGGACGGCAAAUAUCACAUGGAUUGAAUCCAGAAAAUAGAAAUGGUGGGGCUUUUGUGAUUGCAGACAGUCAUCUGGACUUAAAGAGAUCCUUAUCACAUAAGCAAGCGCGUGUGUUCCCCGGUGCUGUAGCCAUAAAAAAACUUGUGCUCUUAAAAUUUAAAAAAAUUGUUCCCAUAUCUUUAAUUUUGUUAAAAUCAGGUAAUGAAAACGAAGCAGAGUUAGUGCCUGUGUAUCCUACUUCUGAAAUUCCGUCCGAUGUUCAAUUUAUUCCAACUCCUAAUGGUAUCUCGGGUCACAAAGAUGUGCAAGCCAUUGCGAUUCCUAGUAGUAUACACGAACAACUUCAGGCAAAUGGUUUAGAUAGCUUGGAAAAAAUAGAAGCACUUAUUAAUAAAGCUGAGGAUGACAAAAAAAUAGAAGUAGAUACUAUUGAAGACAUAGAUGAACCGCUAAAUCCGAAAGAAGAUGAUGAAGAUCAGAUACUUGAUCCAAAAUUAAGUUCAGAUCACAAAAAUAAUGUUUCACCCACAAAUUUACGACGUUUAGCAGUAGAUGACAUUAAUCGCACUUCUUCUUUACGAAAAACUCACCACACUACUGUAGAGGAAAUUCCAUUAUUCUUAUACUCAGCAAAGGACACACCUCAAUAUGUGUACCGUGGAAGAAGUAGCGGAUAG